Molecule: messenger RNA, 393 nt
Organism: Clunio marinus
Lineage: Eukaryota; Metazoa; Arthropoda; Insecta; Diptera; Chironomidae
Source: the annotation of a GenBank genome assembly
AUGACCUCGGCAAAACAUCAUCAAUUAAAAGCAACGAUUGUUAAUGAUUCGUCCCUCACUAAUAAUCAUCUUUACAAGUACUUUGAAUACAUAGGGAUAAGCCCCGAAGGGAUCGAGCAACACUUUGGUUGCUGCUACAAAAGAGAAUUGAUUGAUAUUAAUUUCGUUUUCUGUAUAAGGAAGACUAAAGCCUUAAAUGAAAUGUAUUGUCUAGUGAUGAGAAAACGUUUGAAACAAGCAGCUGCUGCAAAUGUUUACCAGUCAGUUGGAAGGCUAAUGACUUUACAGAAAAAAGUUUUUGAUGGGUUAUUAUUACAAGUAAUCGGGGGCUUCUUCUUGCAGGAACCAAAUUUGAUAGCAUUUCUUAAAACUAAAUGUGGUAGGAAAGAGUGA